Messenger RNA from Trachemys scripta elegans, 1035 nucleotides. It is a transcript of the gene SNRPB, whose product is annotated as small nuclear ribonucleoprotein polypeptides B and B1. Gene Ontology annotation, biological process: mRNA splicing, via spliceosome. Gene Ontology annotation, molecular function: RNA binding. The record is from RefSeq and is a predicted model, not a curated record. Gene Ontology annotation, cellular component: U2 snRNP; cytoplasm; U5 snRNP. The transcript is spliced from 7 exons. Lineage: Eukaryota; Metazoa; Chordata; Testudines; Emydidae. The coding region runs from base 159 to 881 and encodes 240 amino acids.
CGGUCUGUGUCCAAAUCGCAGGAAGGGACCGGAAGUGUAGGGGGCACAAUUAUCGACGGACACUUCCGGGUCAGACGACGUUUCCGCUGUGAGCAGGCGGUCAGCAAGGCUGCGGCGGGAGAGAUUGGUGGAGUGCUGGUAUCGGAGAAGCCGCAACCAUGACUGUGGGGAAGAGCAGCAAGAUGCUGCAACACAUCGACUAUCGCAUGAGGUGCAUCCUGCAGGAUGGACGUGUCUUCAUCGGCACUUUCAAGGCCUUCGACAAGCACAUGAAUCUGAUCCUGUGUGAUUGUGAUGAGUUCCGCAAGAUCAAACCCAAGAAUUCAAAGCAGCCGGAACGGGAAGAGAAACGGGUCCUGGGUCUGGUAUUGCUGCGCGGAGAGAACCUGGUGUCUAUGACAGUUGAGGGGCCACCUCCAAAAGAUACUGGCAUUGCCCGGGUGCCUCUAGCUGGAGCUGCAGGAGGACCUGGAGUUGGGAGGGCAGCUGGAAGAGGAGUACCAGCUGGAGCCCCCAUGCCACAGGCGCCAGCAGGGUUAGCUGGUCCUGUCAGAGGAGUUGGAGGACCAUCCCAACAGGUGAUGACCCCUCAGGGCCGUGGAACAGUUGCUGCUGCUGCUGCUGCAGCCACAGCUAGUAUAGCAGGAGCUCCUACCCAAUACACACCAGGCCGUGGUGGUCCUCCCCCUCCAAUGGGCAGGGGAGCACCUCCUCCAGGAAUGAUGGGACCACCUCCUGGCAUGAGACCACCCAUGGGUCCACCAAUGGGAAUGCCACCUGGCCGAGGUGCACCCAUGGGAAUGCCUCCCCCAGGGAUGAGACCGCCGCCCCCAGGGAUGAGAGGUCCCCCACCCCCCGGUAUGCGCCCACCACGACCCUAAGAUGUUCUGUGCUGUUACUGUGGAUUGUGUGGGAGCUGGUGUUAAGUGAAUGGGCUCUGUUUUGCCCCCCGAACGGCCUAGGAUUUAUUAUGUAUAUUUUUUUCUAUUUACUGGCUGUAAAAUUUGCCCUUUUUAAUAAAGUUAGAAAACUCUC